UAAUUAUUAGCCCUUGUAUGAAAAUUUCUGAAAAUGAAAAGUUUUGUCGUCAUUCAUUGGGUAGAAGAAAAUUCGUACUCACUCGUAUCUCUUAAGAACGUGGAGCUUGGGGAGAAGACCGUCGAUCAGGUGAUCCACAGUACAGUUAAUGUACGAGUCGAUAAGCAAGUACUCGAAGGUGUAGUGAUGGGUAUUGGGCCCAAGAAUCAGAUGAAGAAUAUGCAGAAUACUUUGGCAGAGGAGGCGGCAAACAAAUCGUUCUUGGAAAAAAGUGACAAUCUGGCAGCAAGUGUGGAGCAAGACAAGAACAAGGGGAACGGCACCCGGUCACGAAAAAGAAAUCGUCAAAACUCUGAAGGCGAAGAGGAGCAGCAUAGCCUGAUUCUUGCUCCAGGUUCCGGGACGUCUGAAGCUGCCAUCAAUAGAGAGGAAUCACUGUCCAACAACAACGACGAGGAGGUUGAAGUCAGUAGCCUUGAGGAAAGAAGAACAAAUUUACUGAAGGACCAACAAAUUGCUCUUCUUCUAAAGGAGAAUUUUGAGUUAAAGAAACACGUGGCAUCCUUAAAGAGAAUUGUCAAGCGAGCAUCGUCAACACCACAACCUGAAGGGGUAGACGAGGUUAUUGAAAUUGCGGAUGGGAUUUUCUUAAACCGUUCAUUGAUCGAAUUAUCGAAGAUCAGUUACAUCAACCGACCUUCCGUAUAGCGAAAGCUGUUGUUCGAGGGAGGAAUUUUCACGUUGGAAGAAAUUGCUUCUUCUUCUUUGACUGGAAAAGUAUCUCCACUAUUUCCAGCAACUCAGCGAUGUGCAAUGGAUCCUGUUAGAUUUGGAGCUUUAAAAGAAUUUACUAUUAGGACUUGCGGACUCAAACCAAAUUCAGUUGAGUUCAUUCUGUUUGAGCAAAAACUAAAAAACAUCCCUGGUGAUGCUAG
Messenger RNA from Folsomia candida, 935 nucleotides. RefSeq lists its product as uncharacterized. The record is from RefSeq and is a predicted model, not a curated record. Bases 34 to 708 code for a protein of 224 amino acids. The transcript has 5 exons. Lineage: Eukaryota; Metazoa; Arthropoda; Collembola; Entomobryomorpha; Isotomidae.